AUGCUUUUCUCUACUAUCAUCGCCUUCCUCCCCCUCCUCGCUCCAGCCUUCGCCAAAAUCGACCCAGUCAUCGAUAAGGAUCUCACCUCUCCCUGGGCCGGAAAAGUCGGCCCAGUGCCACGCUUCGAAUGCAUGUGCGACUGCGGAUCUCCGGAAGCCUCUAGGCAGGUCACCACAGAGCUCUGCGAGGGCGCUAUCAAACUCGGCCGUAAGCGCGAAAUCCGAUUGAUGGAGGACGGUUCCUGCGCAUUCUGGGGUCUCGAUGUUAGCAUGUUCCCAGAAGAGAUUGGAAGCUCUUGGGGCAAAGAAAUUUGCACUGAGAAGGGAUGCAACGCUACAAGCACUUGCGAUUAUAUUUCUUGCUCUGGGAUUGAAAGAACAAAGUGGACUGCGCCCGAACCCGAGCAAGGCGAGGAGACCGCUGAACAAGAUGAUGCUUAG
Molecule: messenger RNA, 441 nt
Organism: Orbilia oligospora ATCC 24927
Lineage: Eukaryota; Fungi; Ascomycota; Orbiliomycetes; Orbiliales; Orbiliaceae
Exons: 1
Coding region: 1-441 (146 amino acids)
Source: RefSeq, a predicted model, not a curated record